Prunus mume (Japanese apricot) is the source of this 4042-nucleotide messenger RNA. RefSeq lists its product as uncharacterized. Lineage: Eukaryota; Viridiplantae; Streptophyta; Magnoliopsida; Rosales; Rosaceae. The record is from RefSeq and is a predicted model, not a curated record.
CGUGGCAAACCAACAAGGCAACAAGUAACCCGGGAAUCUGAACGAGGGUGAUCUGGUCAUUUCACAUCAAUCAGAAACCCCUUGAGUCCACCGUCUCCUCCGUCCCAAAACCCUCUCAUAUCAUCAAACCGCCAUUUUCCUCCGCCCUCUCUCGCCGGCAAUCUGAGCCGUCAGAUUCCUUUGAAAUCGCUACCCACUCUCACCGUCGCUGGAUUUCUAUCUCGAUUUCUUUCCAAUUGUACUUUUUAAUCAACAAAAACAAGUUUUUCAUUUCUCACCGGAAGUUAAACAACCAUGGGGAAGAACUCUCGACAGAAGUGGACUCAGAAGCAGAGCAAGCACCGCUCAAACGACGCCGCAUUAGACCACUCGGAUUCAGAAGAGGAGAUAGAAAUAGUUGACGAAGAAGUUAGCGAAGUAAAAACGAAAAGAAGCAGGAAUUGUAAAGAAGAGAGCUCGGUUAGGGUUUCUAAGGAUUCGAGCCCCGAUGAGAAGCGAAGACCGCGAGAGCGUGGCAAUGGCGUCGAAUAUUCGGCUGAAGUCGAGCACAUUGCUUCGAAGAGGAGAAGAGAUAGUGAGAGGAAGGUUGGGAAGGAGAAGGUUCCAGAAGUUCGUAGAAGAACGGAAGACACUGAGAUGCUUCUGAAACAUGAGGUGCGAAAUCCCGAGCUAAAGAAGGAGCUUGAGAAACAUAUUAGGAGGAGCAGGGAUGGCUCUGUUGAGAAGGGAAAAUAUAAAGAUUAUGUGAGAGAUGAUAAUGAAGAUUCAGCUGAGGUCGAGUACAUUGCUUCAAAGAGGAGAAAAGAUAUUAAGAGGAUUAGGAAGGAUGUGAAGGAGAAGGUUCCAGAGGUUGGACAAGGAAUGGAUGACAUGGAGAGGUAUUUGAAAGAUGAGGUGCGAAAUCCCGAGUUAAAGAAGGAGCUUGAGAAACAAAUUGGGAGGAACAGAGAUGGCUCUGUUGACAAGUCGAAAUAUAAAGAUUAUGUAAGAGAUGAUAAUGAUAGUUGGCGGUCUUCAACGGGCAAGCAUGCCAAGGAUAGAAGAUACAUGGAUGAUGAAAAUUAUAAAGACAAGUAUGGCGAAGAUGGUGACAGAAGUUAUAAGGUGAAGCACGGAGAAGAUGGUGACAGAAGUUAUAAGGUUAAGCAAGGAGAAGACGGCGACAGAAGUUAUAAGGUUGAGUAUGGAGAAGAUGGCGACAGAAGUUAUAGGGUUAAACAUGGAGAAGAUGCAGAGAGAAGUUAUAAGGAUAAGUAUGGAGAAGAUGGUGACAGAAUUUAUAAGGUCAAGUAUGGAGAAGAUGGUGACAGAAGUUAUAAGGAUAAGGAUGGAGAAGAUGUUGGCAGAAGUUAUAAGGUAAAACAUGAAGAAUAUGGUGACAGAAGUUAUAAGGAUAAGGAUGGAGAAGAUGCUGACAGAAGUUAUAAGGUAAAGCAUGGAGAAGAUGGUGGUGACAGAAGUUAUAAGGUAAAGCAUGGAGAAGAUGGUGGUCACAGAAGUUAUAAAGAUAAGUAUGGAGAAGAUGGUGACAGAAGUUAUAAGGUCAAGUAUGGAAAAGAUGGUGUCAGAAGUUGCAAGGAUGGAUAUGGAGAAGAUGCUGACAGAGAUAGGAGGCACAGGGAUAGCAAGUCUAAGGAAGAUGUUGAUUGGAAGAAAACACACUGGGAAGACAGGCACAAGGAUGAGCAUGCCUUAAUAGAUCACAAUGGUGACAGGUCAGGUACUAAGUACACUAGGGAUAAAAGUAAUGCUGGUGGAAUUCGAUAUAAGAAAUCAAGAUUUGAUAGUAGUAAUUAUGACGAUGGUCAAAACACUAGAUACAGUGAAGAUAGGGGAAAGAGAGAUGAUGAUAAAGAGGACCAAAUCUACAGUAGGUGCCUAAGUACCAGGGAACACGCUGAUGCAGAAAAGAAAAUUACAGGCAGAGGCAUGGUAAAGUCUGUCGAUGAUAAAGAAGAUUCUCACAAAUGCUGUGUUGAUGCAGACUUUAAUGCAAGUCAUAAAAGACAGAUGAGUUUCCCUAGCUCCUAUUCUCAUGUUGCGAAAGACGAAUGCAGGCACUCAAGGGAAGCAGAAUUGAUGUCUGGUGACUCUGAACCUCAAGAAAGGGUUAGGCAUAGUCUCCUUCAUUUUAAGGAGGUUGCAGAUGUUUAUGGAGUACUCAAACAGUCUUCUUUGUCUAAGCCUACCAAGAGACUGAUUGACAAGGAUGACAGCCAUUUAGGUGACUUAUCUGCUGAAAGGUGCUUGAAUCCUGAUGCCUGUGCUUCUGCUGUGCAUCUAGUUGAUGAUUCUAAGUUUACCACACUUGGUAUUAAGGGGAGUUUUGAUAGUAAAGAAUUUGGAAAGAGGAGUGGUGUUACCAAGGACAGAGACUCAUCUGGUACUGAAGGCGAAGGAAAUUUGCAGCCGCAUUCAGAGACACCUCCUACAGGUGAGUUAUCCCGGGAAGAUAUUGAUGGUUUCUCUUCUUUAUCUUCUGUCAAAGCUGAUCAAUUGCCUAGCAACUCAUGGUCCAAUUUUCCUCCACCUCGCCAUCGAUACAAGAGAAAUAAUAGUUCCAUUGUUGGACGAAUGUAUGGCAAUGCCAGGAACGGUGCUCCAGUUAAUGCCUGGGGCGCUGUUCCAAAUCGGCCUUCUUCAGUAAUGAACAGCUUCACUCAUUUCAGUCAUGGUCCUCCCCCUGUUGGUUUACAUCCAGUUAUGCAUCAGUUUUCUGCUUUGCCAAUGUAUCGUGUCGGACCUGUGAUGGAUAUACGCUCUUUAUUUCCCCAUCGUAUCCAUGAUGCUGACAGGUUCCUCAGGCAAGACCAUUCAUUUGGGUGGCAGAAUCCUAUUGAUGGCUCUCAGCCUCCUCCAUUGUUUGCGUGGGAUGAAAUUAACAGUGUUGCCCGGACUAAUUCUCUAGCAUAUGGGAGGCUUGACUGGAACCAUAAUAGAGAACCAAUUGAUGGCCAGCGGUCGGAAACAAGAACAGAUCUGUGGAAGGGCCCACAUGAUGGUGUGAAUCCAGAGUUGCCUUCUGUACUUCAGGCAAAGGAUCCUGCAGUACAUACACAAGAGGAUGAAAUUUGGUUCGGAGCAUCAAGUCUGCUAGUUCAAAAUGAAGAGAACCGGUGUGAUGAUCUUGUGGACAAGAGUCAGAAGAUUGAAAUUGGUCAAAACGGUGAUGCUUUAGCAAAGGAACCACCUAAACCAUCCAACAGUAUUGCUGAACAAUUACCUGAACUUUCAAAGAUAUCCAAGGAUGAUGAUGAUCGUCCUUGGCUUGUAUAUCUUUCUAAGCUUGAUAUUUCGGCAGAGCUUACUCAUCCAGAGUUAUAUAAUCAAUGCCUGAAACUAAUGGAUGCAGAACAGAGUCAAAAUGUUGAUGAAGAUUCUUUGAAGCUUCUCUAUCUGGAGGAGGUUGUAAAAACCCAAGCGGAGCUUUCCAAACUUAACUCGAGUGCUUCUCUUUUUGUUGCCAUAAACGAUUGUGUUUUUCAGAGAGCCAUGUCCUUUUACAAGCAGCAGAGGGCCAUACCUCUCCCCUCAUUAUUCAACAAACAGAAAGCAUCAUUUUGUAGUGCAAAGAACAUGGAUUUUGUUCCAAAUUGUGUCCUAGAGAAGCAAACAGAGCCAAUUUCAUCUUCCAAUGGGUCCAAACCAGAGCAGUUGCUUCCUACUUGUUCUGCCCCCUAUAAGAAAGUAUACGAGUCUGUUUCUGUUGUCGGUUUGGACGCUUCAAAUGGCUGUAUCAACGACAAUUGUCCUACUAUCGACCAUGCGUCGCAAUCUGCUCCUGGCUCACCUGGUCACCUGAGCAGAGCCGGUGACUCCGGAGGUGGUGAACAUUCUGCUGGUAGCGCGGAUGAUUGGAUGUUAGUUGAUACUAGGUGUGAUCAUAUACCAUUUUCAGAAGUGUCUGAUGAGGGUGUGAUGGGUCACUCAAUUGGGUCUGGGUCAGUGAAUGUAAGUCGGAUACAUGCUGCUUUUGAAAGUACACAUUGAAACAAUUUCUACGUUGUUUGUUUCCGAUCAAAAUUAUGCCUUCUCUUUAUCU